GAAGAGAAUAAAUGAGUACUUAUAUACGUGGAAGUAAGAUAGAAAACCACACCAAAAAUAUUGUUUGCUGUCUUUUUAGGAAAUCUUGGAAUUGAAUACUGAUAGGCAAAUGAAUGAGGAAACGUGAUGGAAGAACCUGAGAGAGAGUGUGAGAGACAGAUAGAAAACGAGAUACAAGUCAUUCGGUUAUGGUGUGGACCCAAAUGGACUGUGACAGAAUGUGAAAAUGUUUGCCAAAUGAGACAGACAGUGACAGACUGUUCUGCCCCGGAAUACAGGUAGAUUUAUAUUAACACUAAAAUCAACCAGAAUAUCCAUCACAUUCAUCCAUCAUCAUCCAAAUCACUGAUGAACAGACAUAUUAGUUACCGUUUUGUGGUAUUGCUAUUUUGUAAUCCUCAUUGUACAGUAUGUAUUCAUCAAAUAUAGUUAUAUCAACAAAAAUGAGAAAAUAGUACAUUCAUUAUAUGCCAUAAUUCAGUUAAUUUGUAAUAAUUAGCAAUGCUUUUUAUCACCACAGUGCUCUUGUAUUUAUCUACAAUAAAACUUUAAACUACCAUUAUAAUGUUUCAGUUUUUUAUUCUCAGCAUGCAUCAUGUCUCUCCUACAUAGAUAUAAUUUUUAUCAAGCUUGUAAUCAUUAGUUGUUUUUUCACAAAGACUUUGAUCAAGCCAAAGGACAUUAUCUGUAUUAUUUUAUUGUCUCAUAUGCUGAUAUAGAAAUACUUAAACCAGUAUUGUGCAUAUACCUGUUGUCAUUACUACAAUUCAAACAAACGCUACAGGACAAUUAAAAGCCAUAUUAUAGCUUUCAUAUUGCAUUCAUUAUUAUGGCCACCUUUAUUACUGCAUCGCUUUUCUGUUGCCAUUAGGUCAUGGACGUUGUGGUCAGUGUGUUCGACAGUGUUAGUGUUUUAUCUUAGCCGAGCACACAUGCUUUCAAGCACAGUGUAGAUUUUACAGAAGGGGGAGAGUGUGAAAAAUAAUAGAGAGAAAUAACGGAAACAAAGACCAACAGAGGGGAAUGGGGGAGACAGCAAUACUCAACUAUAUUACAUUCCUAUUCCUUGUUCCCUGAAGAAUCGAACAGAACACUGUAAAACUCUGAGAAACUGGAGGAGCGAAAGGAGACACAUGCAGGACCUGCAGGAUAAACAAAAAGGACAUACAACUUAGAAAAGCUGAAAGAGAGCGUACAAUAUUGAGAGAGAGAGAGAAAGCGCCAGAAGGCCGAACACUCUGUGAGGAAGGGGAAACAGACUGAUAGAGAAAGAGAGAGGGGGGAACUUUUCCCUCCUCUCGACCCUAUCGGCAGUGAGACUGGCUGGGGCAGCCAUGGCCUUCACCUUUGCGGCCUUCUGCUACAUGCUCACACUAGUGCUGUGUGCUUCCCUCAUCUUCUUUGUCAUCUGGCAGAUCAUUGCGUUUGAUGAGCUGCAUUCAGACUUCAAGAAUCCCAUCGAUCAAAGCAACCCUACCAGAGCUGUGGAAAGAAUACGGAAUAUUGAAAGAAUAUGUAACUUGCUCAGGAAGCUCGUUGUACCAGAGUACUCCAUCCAUGGGCUCUUCUGUCUGAUGUUCAUGUGUGCAGGAGAGUGGGUCACCCUGGGUCUCAACAUCCCCCUGCUCUUCUACCAUCUCUGGAGGUAUUUCCACAGGCCAGCUGAUGGCUCUGAGGUUAUGUAUGACCCAGUCAGCAUCAUGAAUGCAGACAUCCUCAACUACUGCCAAAAAGAGUCCUGGUGCAAGCUAGGCUUCUACCUGCUCUCUUUCUUUUACUACCUGUAUAGUAUGGUCUAUGCUUUGGUGAGCUUCUGAAUUCCGAAGACUGGAGACUAUGAAUGGAAGCCAGAGAGAGACAGAGAGACGGACUAUCUCGCCUUUUCCUCAUCCAAUCAUCAUUCCAUCUUACCCCCAUCAAGCUCCUGAAAGAGGGGCAAAUUUGAUGAAAAGCCUGCAAGGCCGGCUAAAAACACUACCAUUCAGAGGCGGAGAGAAGGGGAGAUGGAGUGAAGGAAAGAGAUGGAAGGUCAGAGCAGAAGGUGGAAAACAAAGAAGAAAGAGAAUGUUCAUAGAACAUGAAUAUGGCGUCUGAGGUUAACAGAUAGAGAAUCCGUUGGGACGGGAAGAGUUCUAUUUAUUACAUGUUGUGAGGGGAAAUUGUUGGUACUGAGCCAUAUAGGGGUUUCACAAAUGAAAUGGGGCCUACAUUUGAAUGACCUCAAAUCGUAAGUGGAAUACAACCUACAGAUGAUCAAAGAAUAUUCCCCUCCCUCCUUCCUUCCCUGCUUCCAGGGACUGCAUACCUCAACCCAAUGGUACGGAUCAGUUUGCUGCGGUGCAGUCAGAAUUACAUGUGAAAGAGUAUGGAUAUAUGUGUGUAUCAUCUUACAUUAUUGUAGCAGCAUUAGCAAAUGAAAAUGUAAACAUUUUUUAAUUUAGAUUACUGCCAUUAUGGGUUUGAGUGUGUGUGUGUGUGUGUGUGUGUGUGUGUGUGUGUGUGUGUUUGUGUAUGUGUGUGCAUCUGUGUGUGAGCAUUUGUAAUUUUUUUAAGGUUGCAAUAUAUAUCCUUUGCCUUAUUCAUUACUAUUCUGUAAUCAAUUUUAUUGAAUAGGUUUUAUUUCAAAUUGUAAAACCUUACAUAAAUGAGCAUAUUAUUGCACACAUACAUGUAGCUGCAACUACAAUGCACAUAAGCUUACUUAGAAUCAAAAGAGUAAACAUGGAUUUCUUGACUUCCACUAUACUGUACGAAAUAUUUACAUAGUUUACUGUGAUAAGCAAGUCCCUUCUCCAAUAUUUAAGAUCUUAGUUUAGAAGAAAUAUAUUUGAAAACCUUUACACAGAUUAUAGUGGUACACAAUACUUUGUUCAAUCAAUUAAAAAUAAGAAUAGGAACCGCAUUUCUUUUUUUUAUGAGAGGAAAUUUAUUGGACUAUGUGAAUGUAACCUUUGCUAAACCUGGAUGGGGAUUUGUGCUAUUACAGUUUUCUGCAGCUCAUUUUCUCCCAGUCUAAGACCUGCAAAAUCACAGCUUAAAACUUGAAGGAUGCUGUUAAUUAUGUUCAAACUCACUGGAGUGACGCAAGAGACAGGGUGUCCUUGUGAUCAAUGAAAUGGUAAAAAAAAAAAAAAAAAAGACUGUAAAACUCUAGCGACAGCCAGAUUUAUCUACUGUGAUGUUGUUGAUACUGUUAGAACGCCAACAAAAGACACUAUUUGCACAAUUAUAGGAGGGCUCAAACCACAUGAUCUAGUAUGUUCAAAGAGACAAUAAAAUGACCUUGUAUCUCAGACAAUGAAUUGGAGACCCAAAUCUUAGUAUGAGUCGGGCAUAUUCCUCCCUGGUGGGAAAGCUGUCAGGAAUGUUGCUUGAUGUAGGCCUGCACUGGGAAGACUUGGCUGGGUUAUACAAACAGUGCAUACAGUAUACUGUAUGAAAAUAAGAUGAAAGAGAGAGCUCAUGACAGAAGUGAGUGGGGGAUGUGUCACCUGUGUCACAUAGAUGCAGUUGACCCAUAAUUUGACUAAAUGAACAGUCUGGCAGGGUUAAUUCACAGGAGUACCCCACUGUGCCUCAUCCCGGUCCUUUCAGAAAUAAAAGUUUUGUGGGACAUUAUUGUUUUGGGCACAACAUGAUGCAUAUGAGGCUCGUCAUGAGAGGCACACUUUCUGUUUUGGUCACAGAUUUGAUACCACUGUCCCCUUACCCCAACCAUGACACGACUCAAUUCAACGACAAUCCUCUAAGCACAAACAGGGAGGAGGUAAUGGUGGGCAUGAUACAUUGUUGAUUGUGAUAUAAUACGAAUUAAGAAAGACUAGAAUAACUUUGUAAUUGUCUUUUUAUAGCAUAAAACCCACUGUCUGCUAACAUUGCCACUGUCCUAGUAUAUACAGUACUUUAUUUACAUUAUAUUGCAGUACAGUACAAAUCUGUGUAACAUUGAUAAAUAAAACUAGUAUUCAUAUUCUAAUAAAAUACCAGUGUUGAAAACAA
This is a messenger RNA of Conger conger (European conger), 3999 nucleotides long. RefSeq names its product cornichon family AMPA receptor auxiliary protein 2 (gene cnih2). Bases 1335 to 1817 code for a protein of 160 amino acids. Lineage: Eukaryota; Metazoa; Chordata; Actinopteri; Anguilliformes; Congridae. The record is from RefSeq and is a predicted model, not a curated record. Gene Ontology annotation, cellular component: synapse; dendrite. The transcript is spliced from 6 exons. Gene Ontology annotation, biological process: vesicle-mediated transport; regulation of AMPA receptor activity.